Molecule: messenger RNA, 635 nt
Organism: Perognathus longimembris pacificus (Pacific pocket mouse)
Lineage: Eukaryota; Metazoa; Chordata; Mammalia; Rodentia; Heteromyidae
Product: translation initiation factor IF-2-like
Exons: 2
Coding region: 1-570 (189 amino acids)
Source: RefSeq, a predicted model, not a curated record
AUGCUGCUGCGUCCGCGCACACGCGCGCGCCCGCCCGCCCGCCCGCCGCGAGGCCUCCGCGGAGCACCGGCCCGCCCGGGGCACGCAGGCCGCCGUCCCCGGAGCCCGCGCCUAAAAGGCUCUCCCCGCGCCCGUCCCGCGGCCCCGAAGCCGGGCGCCGCCCCUCAUGUCCCUGCAGCGACGGCUGAGGAAGUCGGACCCCCCUCGGGGAGCGAGCCGCUGCGCCGGGGCCCCGGGUCCGGCUCGGCCGCUCCUCCGCGUGGCCCGCCGGCGCCCAGACCCGUGCUGCGGAGCGCGCGGGGACGGCCGGGCGGGCAGCUCGGGCCGGCGGCAGGCGAGGUCCCGAGCGUUCCGCGUCUGCCCCUCGCGCCGCCCGCCCGCAACCUACCCCGUCCGCGCCGCCCGCGCUCCGAUUGGGCGCGGCGGGGACCCUCGGGCUCUGAUUGGUGGCGCCGAGCGCUCGUCACGGCCCGCGCCCGCCCUGACGCGCCUGCGCCGCGGCACCGGCAGCAAGGAAUGCGGACAGGCCUCCCCAACCGGCCGGCCUCGCGCGGGGAACGACCUAGCUAACGUGGUUUCGAGCGACAGUGAGGUACCACCCCGCACCCGACCGACCUCAUAAAGACGACGCGUGG